Oreochromis niloticus (Nile tilapia) is the source of this 2249-nucleotide messenger RNA. RefSeq names its product myelin-associated glycoprotein. The transcript has 8 exons. Bases 280 to 1533 code for a protein of 417 amino acids. The record is from RefSeq and is a predicted model, not a curated record. NCBI's taxonomy places the organism in Eukaryota, Metazoa, Chordata, Actinopteri, Cichliformes, Cichlidae.
AAUCAGCAUUUUGUUUCAUACAUUUAAGAUUCCUGUCUCUCAUUGAUCAACCUGUUUCUGUGCUUCAUUUCUUCACACUUUGGUGUGCAUUUUAUUACAGUUACUCAAACAGAAGCGUCAUCUUGGACUAUUGAUGUCCCAUCCUCAGUAAAAGGUCUCCUUGGCUCAUGUGUGGUGAUCCCUUGCUCUUAUAACUACCCAAAUGCAAAGGUCCAAACAUUCACAGGGAUUUGGACCAAUGAUGGGAAUCAAGUCAUCUAUCAUCCAACUGAGUCUAAAAUGCUGGAGCAAUAUAGGAGACGAACAAAACUUCUUGGAGACAUCAGCAAGAGUAACUGUUCUCUGAUGAUUGAAAAUCUUCAACAAAACGAUGGAGGGCCUUUUCACUUCAGGAUUGAACUUGGAGGCUACAACAGUUUUUCCUACUUAAAUAAGAAAGUCUCCAUUUUAAUGAUUCGUGAACCAAAUGCCAUUGAUUUUUCUGCGCAUGAGGACAUAAAGGAGGGUCAACCUGUGUCUGCAUCCUGCUCUGUGUUUCACUCCUGCCCCACAUAUCCACCAGCUUUUCACUGGAGUCACUCUGGAGAGCAGCAUUUUCAAGCACAAAAGCUUCAUGAUGGCCAGUGGAAGGCAACAUCAAUUUUAACGUUUCGCUCAAACCGCACUGAUCACAACAAACUGUUACAAUGCAGAGUUACAUACCAUGGAGGAAAGCACCAAGAAACAUCCAAGACCCUUAAAGUAAAAUAUGCUCCAGUGAAUGUGAAGGUUGAGUACCAGUCAGAUGUGAAUGAGGGAGAAACUGCACACCUGAAGUGCUCCAGUGAUGCAAACCCUGUCAGCAGCUAUGAGUGGCACAGUGAAACUGGAGCUCUGCUGAAUAAGGGACAAACCUACACAAUGUCAAAUGUGUCCAGACACUCAGAGGCCGUGUACUGCACUGCUGUCAAUGAAGAAGGACGAGUCAGAUCAAGCACCGUGAAGCUCAAUGUGUUAUAUGGCCCUGUCAUUGAGACUUACUCUAAGUGUUCCUCAUAUAACGGCAUAGUAAAGUGUGAUUGCAUCGUACAGUCCAAGCCUCCCAGCAUGGUCCAUUUUGUUCUUGGUGACAGAGUUGUGCAAAGCACCACAGUAGAGACAGCUGGCUCUGUUACUACUGGGACUCUGCAGACAGACUUUGGGUCCUUUAAGUUUGUUCACUGCCUGGCAAACAACACGCUGGGAAAUGCUAACCUCACACUCUCUUUACCUGUUAAUGACAACAUGCAAUAUAUCUUUAUUGCCUCUGGAACAGGCGUCAUUUUGCUCAUUAUUUUGAUAGCCACUGCUGUUGGAGUUAAAAAAUGCACGCGGAGAUCAGGAGAGACACCACCAUCUGACCUGAGCACAAUGAAGUCAGAGAGACCUGUAGCGAUCCCUCAUUAUGCCCCAGCAAAAAGGAAAGAGAACUAUGAGGAUGCCCAUUACACCAAUUAUCAUGUAUAUGGCAACGUAGGGACUGACUUGGAUGAAUCAGUAUAUGCCAAUGUGUAACAUCUGUGAAAGACCAGCUGCAGUCCAUGUUUGUGUCUUCAGAUGGAAGUCAAGGAAAAUGUUAAAAAAAAAAUCCGUAUGCUAUUUUCAUCUUAUAUCACAUAUGUUAUUCCAGUUGUUCAUUAAGUGUUUUAUCAUCAGUCUCCUCCCAAAGUAAAGGGAGUAUGUAGUUGAUUCUGUCUGUCUGUCUGUCUCAUCUCCACUCUAGCUUCCAGUUUUAAAUAUACUAUUUGCAAAUAUGUGUGAUGGUAGAUACCAAUAAAAGCACAAGCUGAUUUCAUUUUUGUGAAAAUGGGGUCAAGGUCAAACAAAAUCGGUUCCCCAUCUAAUGAACAUUUCUGGACAGCCAUCAUUCACCAACUCUGUACCAGAGAGCCUCUUCUAUGCUUUUCUCACCAACCAGCUGGAUUAUGGUAAUGAGAUCCAGGAUUUUCAGCAAAGACCUGGACAUGCUGUCGUAUGUCCAGAACUUUGCCAGGCUGCUGACAUGCACUUAGAUCUGGCAACAUAUCAUCCCCAUGCUCAUAAAUCUCCACUGUCAUACAGUGCCACAGUGUCACAUGAUCCAGUGACUGAAUUCACUGUGGACAAUUUAAUCAACACAAAAGCUCCACAAGAAGAAACUCAUUGUGAUGAGUGAAACCCUUACAGGGUUAGUGCAAGUACUGUAUGUAAGUAAAGGCAUUUUGCUCUCUCAGCUUGUGAAGAGGAGACAU